AUGUCUCGAGACCUGGUACAUAGCUAUCCUCCAGAACUGACCGAAGAAAGACUCAUCAACUUGGUUGCUCAGAUUAAGUGUUUCCCAACCAUUUUUCCUCGGGCGCGAUUUCAGCAAGCGCAGGAUAUAAUGAAGAUUUACAUCAAGUUAUACUGUUCUAUUGCAGAGGAUGCAGAGUGGAUCUUCAAUGCGAUCAAAGAUCUCCUCCCUGUGGAGCCCCUUGCGACUGCACUCUGGGGCAUUCAUGAAGCAGCCAAGAUGACCAACCCGGUGCAAGAUGCUUCGGUAGGUAUUUUUCGCUCUGAUUAUAUGCUUCAUACUGGCCCAGGAGCUAUAGAUAAUUCCACGAGCUCAUUGGACUCUGCUUGGGAUACCACGCUCAAGCAGGUUGAAUUCAACUAA
Penicillium malachiteum is the source of this 402-nucleotide messenger RNA. RefSeq lists its product as uncharacterized. Gene Ontology annotation, biological process: glutathione biosynthetic process. Gene Ontology annotation, cellular component: cytosol. The transcript has 2 exons. Gene Ontology annotation, molecular function: ATP binding; glutathione binding; glutathione synthase activity. The record is from RefSeq and is a predicted model, not a curated record. NCBI's taxonomy places the organism in Eukaryota, Fungi, Ascomycota, Eurotiomycetes, Eurotiales, Aspergillaceae. The coding region runs from base 1 to 402 and encodes 133 amino acids.